This is a messenger RNA of Penicillium expansum, 2013 nucleotides long. RefSeq names its product S53 family peptidase. The record is from RefSeq and is a predicted model, not a curated record. The coding region runs from base 1 to 2013 and encodes 670 amino acids. The transcript has 8 exons. Lineage: Eukaryota; Fungi; Ascomycota; Eurotiomycetes; Eurotiales; Aspergillaceae. Gene Ontology annotation, molecular function: serine-type endopeptidase activity; tripeptidyl-peptidase activity. Gene Ontology annotation, biological process: proteolysis.
AUGUUGGUACGUCAGGUUUGUGUCGCUCUGGCGAUCGCUGCUCUUUCUGGAGCAGUCCCAGCACCGGUGAAGCAUGUUUUGCACGAAAAGCGCAGUGAGCAUGUGGAUUGGGUGAAGGGCGAGCGCAUUAAGCGCGAUUCCGUGCUGCCUGUUCGCAUUGGUCUUACCCAGAACAAUUUGGAGAAGGGUGAUGAGUAUCUCAUGGCUGUUUCUGACCCGAGCUCUCCCAAGUACGGACAGUAUUGGACUUCAGAGGAAGUUCAUGAUCUGUUCGCUCCUUCCAAGGAUUCGGUUGAAGCUGUUCGUCGCUGGCUUGAGUCGUCUGGGAUUCAUGAAUCCCGGAUUGUCCACACCGAUAACAAGGGAUGGUUGGCUUUUGAUGCCUACGCGCAUGAAGUAGAGGAAUUGUUCAAGACUAAGUUCUAUGAACAUGAGCAUGCCAGCACUUCCAGCAUAAAGAUUGGCUGCGAGGAGUACCACGUCCCUGAGCACAUCCAGGCACACAUUGACUAUGUUACUCCUGGUGUCAAGCUCAGCCCCAUUGUCAAGAAGAAGCUCAGUACUAUUGACAAGAAGAGCAACAUGGCCAAGCGCAUGUCGCACUUGGCUCAUUCCAAGGGCAUCGAUGAGUCUGCCACCACUGCAGUUAUUUCUGAGAAGGCGAAGUCGCUUCCUGCGGAUCUCCAGAAGUGUGGAACUGACAUUACCCCGGCCUGCAUCAGGGCCUUGUACCACAUCCCCGAGGCCAAAAAGGCAGCCGAGGGCAACUCGCUUGGUCUCUACGAGCAGGGUGACUACUUUUCCAAGACUGAUAUUGAUCUCUACUACAAGAACUAUGCUCCUUGGGUUCCCCAGGGUACUUACCCCAUUCCUGCCUUGAUUGAUGGAGCCAACUUCUCGGUGCCUGAUUACAGCCCGCUGAAUACUGGUGAAUCGGACAUUGACAUUGAUAUGGCUUAUUCCCUCAUCUACCCCCAGACCGUGACCCUUUACCAGGUUGAUGACCAGAUUUAUGAGCCUCAGGAGGUUGCGACCACUAACCUGUUCAACACUUUCCUUGACGCUCUCGAUGGUUCUUACUGUACAUACAGUGCCUACGGUGAAACGGGCGACAACCCCGAUAUCGAUCCGGUCUACCCUAACCCCAGUGCCGGUGGCUACAAAGGCGAGCUCCAAUGCGGAAUCUACAAGCCCACAAAUGUCAUCAGCGCUUCCUACGGCCAAGCCGAGGCCGAUCUCCCCGUCGCCUACACCAAGCGUCAAUGCAAUGAGUUCCUGAAGCUCGGCCUGCAGGGUCACUCCAUCCUCUUCGCCUCCGGCGACUACGGUGUUGCUUCCUUCCACGGCGAUGGAUCCGCCAACGGAUGCCUCGGACCCGAAGGAAAGAUCUUCAACCCCCAGUACCCCUCUAACUGCCCCUACGUGACCUCCGUCGGUGGCACCAUGCUCUACGCCGACCAGACCGUCAAGGAUGCCGAGAGCGUGAUGCACGCUAACUUGGGUGGUACUGCUGCCAACUUCAGCAGUUCUGGUGGCUUCUCCAACUACUUCCCGCAGCCCGCUUACCAGAAGGAAGCCGUGGAGAAGUACUUCGAGAAGGCGAAGCUGACCUACCCGUACUACUCUGAGCUGGAAGUCGACCUUAACACGACAAAGGGUCUCUACAACCGCAUUGGUCGUGCUUAUCCUGAUGUCUCGGCUAAUGGCGCUGUGUUCCCUGCCUACACUGGUGGAAUCAGGGAACACUACUACGGCUCUAGCUUGGCGUCGCCGUUGUUCGCUUCGGUUCUGAACUUGAUUAACGAGGAACGUAUUCACAAGGGCAAGGGCCCUGUUGGUUUCGUGAACCCCGUGCUUUACGCUCACCCACGCGUCCUCAAUGAUAUCACCAACGGUACCAAUGUUGGAUGUGAUACGCAGGGUUUCAGUGCUAUUCCAGGAUGGGAUCCCGCUACCGGACUGGGCACACCUAACUUCCCUGAGAUGAAGAAGCUGUUCUUGUCUCUGCCUUGA